This is a messenger RNA of Cydia fagiglandana, 993 nucleotides long. RefSeq lists its product as uncharacterized. The record is from RefSeq and is a predicted model, not a curated record. The transcript has 2 exons. Gene Ontology annotation, cellular component: transcription regulator complex; nucleus. Gene Ontology annotation, molecular function: DNA binding. Gene Ontology annotation, biological process: regulation of transcription by RNA polymerase II. Bases 276 to 977 code for a protein of 233 amino acids. Lineage: Eukaryota; Metazoa; Arthropoda; Insecta; Lepidoptera; Tortricidae.
UCAAAAAAUGAUUAUAAAGUAGUGUACAACGAGUGGCCUACGCAUCGUACACUAAAGGUCAACCCCGACACGUUUGUCACGCAAUGACCACACGUCGUCCACGCAACGACUAUGCGUUUGCGACUGACGCGUGACGGGCAACCAUUUGCCAGCCCACCCGUCCGCCCCGUGCCUUCCCCCCGCCCGCCAUCAUUCACUAUAGAAUCGAAGGACGGAGUGCACGUUGAUAAGCGGUACACGGUGAUAUUUUUCGAUUUCGAUCUCUGAUUUCGAUCAUGCAGAAAGAAAAGUUGAUAGAAGAAGUGCGAAAAUAUCCGCUACUAUACGACCUUAGUGAUUCGAAAUAUAGUGACGUACAUAAGAAGGAAAAGGCAUGGAAUGAAAUCGCUAUUGUAUUGUCGCAACCAGUGACGUCAGUGGACAACACAGAUGAUGGUGAUGAUGAAAAUAGCUUAUCUGCUGCGGAAAUUCUUGCCAAUGUGACUAAUAAUGAAGAAUCUCAAGACUCGUCAAUUACCUCGGAGCGUCCUGAAUCUUCGGUGUCUAUGUACGAAUCAUCUAGAUCAGUGUUUCCUGACAUUCCAAAAACGACAAAACGAAAGAAAUUGCAAGAAACAAGUGCAUCGGCGGUCUUAGUGGAAUAUUUAUUAAAAAACAAAAACGAUGAAGAUGGAAAGCAGAAAGACGAAAUGGAUUUUUUUUUUUUAAGUAUUUCUAGCACAGUAAAAAAAUUAUCUACCUAUAAUCAAGCACUUUUAAAGUCAAGAAUUUUUAAUUUAGUUUCGGAAGCUGAAAUACAAGAACUGCAAAAUAAUCGAAACUGUUACUGUGAAGAUUUUUUUGCACCAGGAACUUCUGGCUACACAACUCAAAACCUAAAUGCAGGUACUACCGGUAGUAGCACCGCUAGCACCCAACAGCAAAAUACAACGCCUAUGGAAGAAUCGAGGGUUGAUGGUUUAACACAACUAAAGUAAAAUUGCUUUGCUUUGA